Molecule: messenger RNA, 1056 nt
Organism: Danio aesculapii
Lineage: Eukaryota; Metazoa; Chordata; Actinopteri; Cypriniformes; Danionidae
Exons: 6
Coding region: 73-825 (250 amino acids)
Source: RefSeq, a predicted model, not a curated record
CACACAGGAAAAAUGAAUAACACCUGCCUCUGCUCAACGUGAGAAAACCGCUGUCUCUGCAGUUCGCAUAAAAUGACACGCUCAAGACUCUCUGCUCUCAUCCUAACCAUCUGCUUUACAGGUCUUGUCAACGGAGAGAGAUUUCCAAAACUGUCUGUGCGGCAAAGACCUCAUAUAACAGCUAAAGAAGGCGCAAAUGUCAGCAUCACCUGUUACAUUGAAGCUGAUUCACAAGUGGAAAAAAUUGCGGUUAAAUGGUUGCUAGACAAUCAAACUAUAGCUAAGGAAGAAAUGUUUAACACAUCCACCUAUCGAUCACCAAGUGGAUCUGUGUUAAUUAACACAACGCUGAACCUGCUGUCAGUAAAAUCAAAUCAUAGUUAUGUGUAUUACUGCAAAGCACAUGGGAAUUUACCUUUACUUGUACCUGAUGAGUAUGGAAAUGGGACGCAUGUAUAUGUGGUGCCUGAUUUAACGACUACGAUGACAACUCCCGCACCAGAUCCUGCAAACCCCUUCAGACACACAGUGAUGUGGUCUCUGCUUUCAGCCUUAGGUUUUGCCCUUCUGGUCAUCUGCCUUACUUGUUUAAUUCACAUACAUUUUAAAGGACACAGCAAAACAAAACAUGCAGCAACAGAUGCUCUAAUUGCCGCUAGUAGUGGAUCACCCUGUUUUGAUGCUAAUGAAGACGUUGUUUAUGCAGCAUUAAACAUUCCUCAAGACAGUGUGAAAUCAAGAAAUGAGAUCUGUGCUGCUCCGGAUCUUUCUUCAGUAAGCUACACAGAGGAUUCAGUGACAUACUCUGAGGUCCACAUCAAGUAAAGACCAGAGGAUGAAGAUUGAUCACCUUUUGACUGAAUUUUAUUCAUUCUAUAAUCUCUUUUACCCUGCGCAUGGGACAGGGUGCCACUGAGAGACUUCUCUUGCCCUGUAUGACACUGAUUUGUAAAGGUAUGUUAGUAAAUAAGUUUUUGUAUCUUCAUGUACUGAUGAAGAUGGAAUUGUUAAAUCUUGGGAACUCACAUUUAAGAUGUUUUUGUUGUUGUUGUUGUA